This is a messenger RNA of Dioscorea cayenensis subsp. rotundata (Guinea yam), 817 nucleotides long. RefSeq names its product transcription factor bHLH149-like. Bases 89 to 646 code for a protein of 185 amino acids. Gene Ontology annotation, molecular function: protein dimerization activity. The record is from RefSeq and is a predicted model, not a curated record. Gene Ontology annotation, biological process: regulation of DNA-templated transcription. The transcript has a single exon. Lineage: Eukaryota; Viridiplantae; Streptophyta; Magnoliopsida; Dioscoreales; Dioscoreaceae.
AUAAAUAAAGAACCAAAGGUUCAACCUUGAGCUUCUCCUCUCCUUCUCCCUUGCUUGACUUUGCUGGAAUUCCAUCAGAGCGAUCACCAUGGCGACCUUCGCUUCAAUCGAACUGGGUUCCAGUUCUGUUAAAAAGCCAAGAACCGGGUCGCUGAACCAGGCCCAGAUCAAGUGGCGAACCGGAGCGCAGGAGCGGAUCUACAACCGCCGGCUCAUCGAGGCGCUACGAGCCACCCGGGCGGCGACGGCGCCUGGGCCGCACGCCGUUAAGGAAGCCGCCGACUCGGCCCUGGCCAUAACGGCGCGAGGACAGUCACGGUGGAGCCGAGCGAUCCUCACGUCCCGGCUCCGCCGGCGAAAGCUUCUCGUCAAGGCCGGAGGGCGGAUCCGGCGCCGUAGACGCCCUAGACCGCCGCAAAAGCAGGAUCCAGCGGCUGUGAAGGGCGGGAGAGUGGGCGAGAGGCUUAGGGCUUUGGGAAAACUAGUUCCUGGAUGUCGGAGGCUACCGGCGCCGACGCUGUUGGAGGAGGCGGCGGACUACGUGGCCGCGCUGCAGAUGCAGGUGAAGACGAUGCGCGCGCUCGCUGAUGCGCUAUCGGCGGCGACGAUCAACUCGCCGGCGCCGGCGAUGGAGGAGGACAGCUAAGAACAAAGAUCGGUUUGGAAUCGUUGAAUAAAAUGGUGCUUUUUUUUUGUGUUUUUAAUUAAUUGCGUGUAAAUUGUUUGAGAUUGAUACUUGUACAUUGCCGCCUUUUUAAUUAAUUAAUUAAUUGUUUCUUGAAAGAAAUAAAUAAAAUAAAAUGAAAUAAAAUGGUGA